This is a messenger RNA of Mobula hypostoma (lesser devil ray), 13136 nucleotides long. Its product is annotated as zinc finger protein 850-like. The record is from RefSeq and is a predicted model, not a curated record. The coding region runs from base 1204 to 5607 and encodes 1467 amino acids. Gene Ontology annotation, cellular component: nucleus. The transcript has 2 exons. Gene Ontology annotation, biological process: regulation of transcription by RNA polymerase II. Gene Ontology annotation, molecular function: DNA-binding transcription factor activity, RNA polymerase II-specific; RNA polymerase II transcription regulatory region sequence-specific DNA binding. Lineage: Eukaryota; Metazoa; Chordata; Chondrichthyes; Myliobatiformes; Myliobatidae.
UUUAGACCGCUCUCGGAUGGGAUGGAAGCGGUUAGAUCUCCCAGACCAGCUCCAGUAGGCCAAUCAAACCACUUCCCUGUCAUACUCGGAGCAAGAAGGCUGCGGGUGAACGGCUAAGGAUGUCUGGAGUGUAGGCAGUUUUACUAACAACACACAUCAAAGUUGCCGGUGACCGCAGCAGGCCAGGCAGCACCUCUAGGAAGAGGAACAGUCGACGUUUCAGGCCGAGACCCUUCGUCAGGACUGGGAUUUACUACUCGGGGUUAAAGAGAGGCAAGACUGCGCAGGCGCGUGACCUCAGCCAGUAGAGCGGGAAAAGUUUCAAAAGAUUACCGCCAUAUCCGGAGUGAGAGGCGGCAGAGUGAAAGGGCUUUGGCGUUAACGAGGCGAGGGCACAAAAGGCAAAGGAUUUGAAUACGUGAAUCUGAAACAGAACAACAAACAGGCAAGUUCCACCGUAUGUUGUCAUCAAUCUUUGAAUGUGGAGGAGGAGAUACUUGAGAAAACAACACACCAUUUGUAGCAAAGAGAACUGGAACACGUGCUCAGUGUAGGAGAGAGAUUUGGAUGAAGCAGCCUGGAGAUAAACCUUGUAAAUUCUCUUCAAGUUAUUGAAGGAGUGAACAAGUAUUUCCAUUGUAACGCCAAUAUAUCAGUGGUGGGACUUUGGAGCAGAAGGUGUAUCUCAGCCCAUCUAGAAAUGUGCUUUGUGUGUGAAAUAAAGUUUUCUGGUUAUUCUCUGUGAAAUCCACUGCAACUCAGUGCCUGCCAACACACCAGCAUCUGUUCACUGGAGAUCAGAUCUUCAGCUGCAUUGUCUGUGUGAAGGAUUGACGUCUGACUUGAUGAAUUGACAGGGAAUUGAUAGGAAGAUAAUCGUUCACCUGCUCUCGGUGUGGGAAGGGAUUCACUCACUCAGCCGACCUGCGGACACACCGGUGAAUUUGCACUGGGGAGAGCCCGUUCACCUGCUCCGCGUGAGGGAGGGGCUGUACUCAGGAAUCCAGCCUGAAGAUACAUCAGCAAGUUCACAGCAUAGUGAGAUUGUUCAGACGACGCUAAGCAAUUCAUUCUGUCAUCCAAGCUGAAAAUCCACCAGAAAAUUCACAACGGUGAGAGGCUGUUCACUUGCUCCGUGUGUGGGAAGACAGUCACUUGAUCAUUCAUCUCUUCCGUGUGUGGGACGGGAUUCACUCACAUGUGAUGAGUCACCCCCAAAUGCACUGCAAUGAGAGGCCGUUCAUCUGCUCAGACUGUGGGAAGGGAUUCACUCGCUCAUGCAACUUAAUCAGGCACCAGCGAUUUCAUUGUGGGGAGAAGCCAUUCAGCUACUUAGACUGUGGGAAGCGAAUUACUCAGUCGUCACACCUGCAAGUACACUGGCGUGUUCACAGUGGAGAAGGGCCGUUUAUCUGCUCUGUUUCUGGGAAGCGAUGUACUCAAUCAUCUGACCUGAUGAGGCACCAGUGGGUACACACUGGGGAGAGGCCGUUCACCUGCUCUGAAUGCGGGGAGAGAUUCACUCAUUCGUCCCACCUGAUUUGUCACCAGCAAGUUCACACAGGAGAGAGGCCGUUUACCUGUUCAGACUGUGGGAAGGGAUUCACUGAAUCAUCACACCUGCACGCACACCAGCGGGAUCAUGCAGAAAAAAAACCAUUCACCUGCUCUGACUGUGGAGAUGCAUUUGAUCAGUCAUCUCAACUGCAAGCACACCAGCGAGUUCACAACGGGGCGGGACCGUUUAUCUGCUCUGAUAGCGGGAAGCGAUGCACUCGAUCAUCUCAGUUGAUGAAACAACGUGUUCGCACUGCGGAGAGACUGUUCACAUGCUCAGAAUGUGGAAAGGGAUUCGCUUCGUCAUCUCACCUACUAUCACACCAGGCAGUUCACACUGAGGAGAGGCCGUUCACCUGCUCUGAAUGUGGGAAACAAUUCACUCAUUCAUCUGAUCUGAUACGUCACCAGAAGGUUCACACUGGGGAGAGGCCAUUCACCUGCUCAGAGUGUGGGAAGGGAUUCACUCGGUCAUCCCAUCUCCUGGCACACCAGAAACUUCACACUGGGGAGAGGCCAUUCACCUGUUCAGACUGUGGGAAGGGAUUCACUGAAUCGUCUCACCUGCACGCACACCAGCGGGUUCACACAGGAGAAAAACCAUUCACCUGUUCCGUGUGUGGGAAGGGAUUCACGCACUCAUCUCACAUGAGAAGACACCAGCGAGUUCACUCUGGGGAGAGGCCGUUCACCUGCUCAGACUGUGGGAAGGCAUUUACCCAGUCAUCUCACUUGCAAGUACACAGACGUGUUCACAGUGGAGAGAGACCAUAUAUCUGCUCUGUUUGUGGGAAGCGAUGUUCUCAAUCAUCUGACCUGACGAGGCACAAGCGAAUUCACACGGGAGAGAGGCCAUUCACCUGCUCUGAAUGUGGGAAGGGAUUCACUCGGUCAUCUAACCUACUAGUACACCAGGCAGUUCACACUGGGGAGAGGCCGUUCACCUGCUCAGUGUGUGGGAAGGGAUUCGCUCACUCGUCCUAUCUGAUAAGUCACCAGCGAGUUCACACCAGAGAGACGCCAUUCACCUGCUUAGAAUGUGGGAAGGGAUUCACUCGGUCGUCUAAUCUACUGGCACACCAGCGGGUUCAUACAGAAAAGAAACCAUUCACCUGCUCUGACUGUGGAGAUGCAUUUGAUCAGUCAUCUCAACUGCAAGCACACCAGCGAGUUCACAACAGGGCGGGACUGUUUAUCCGCUCUGAUAGCGGGAAGCGAUGCACUCGAUCAUCUCAGCUGAUGGAACAACGUGUUCGCACUGCGGAGAGACUGUUCACAUGCUCAGAAUGUGGAAAGGGAUUCGCUUCGUCAUCUCACCUACUAUCACACCAGGCAGUUCACACUGAGGAGAGGCCGUUCACCUGCUCUGAAUGUGGGAAACAAUUCACUCAUUCAUCUGAUCUGAUACGUCACCAGAAGGUUCACACUGGGGAGAGGCCAUUCACCUGCUCAGAGUGCGGGAAGGGAUUCACUCGGUCAUCCCAUCACCUGGCACACCAGAAACUUCACACUGGGGAGAGGCCAUUCACCUGUUCAGACUGUGGGAAGGGAUUCACUGAAUUGUCUCACCUGCACGCACACCAGCGGGUUCACACAGGAGAAAAACCAUUCACCUGUUCCGUGUGUGGGAAGGGAUUCACGCACUCAUCUCACGUGAGAAGACACCAGCGAGUUCACUCUGGGGAGAGGCCGUUCACCUGCUCAGACUGUGGGAAGGCAUUUACCCAGUCAUCUCACCUGCAAGUACACAGACGUGUUCACAGUGGAGAGAGACCAUAUAUCUGCUCUGUUUGUGGGAAACAAUGUUCUCAAUCAUCUGACCUGACGAGGCACAAGCGAAUUCACACGGGAGAGAGGCCAUUCACCUGCUCUGAAUGUGGGAAGGGAUUCACUCGGUCAUCUAACCUACUAGUACACCAGGCAGUUCACACUGGGGAGAGGCCGUUCACCUGCUCAGUGUGUGGGAAGGGAUUCGCUCACUCGUCCUAUCUGAUAAGUCACCAGCGAGUUCACACCAGAGAGACGCCAUUCACCUGCUUAGAAUGUGGGAAGGGAUUCACUCGGUCGUCUAAUCUACUGGCACACCAGCGGGUUCAUACAGAAAAGAAACCAUUCACCUGCUCUGACUGUGGAGAUGCAUUUGAUCAGUCAUCUCAACUGCAAGCACACCAGCGAGUUCACGACAGGGCGGGACUGUUUAUCCGCUCUGAUAGCGGGAAGCGAUGCACUCGAUCAUCUCAGCUGAUGGAACAACGUGUUCGCACUGCGGAGAGACUGUUCACAUGCUCAGAAUGUGGAAAGGGAUUCGCUUCGUCAUCUCACCUACUAUCACACCAGGCAGUUCACACUGAGGUGAGGCUGUUCACCUGCUCUGAAUGUGGGAAACAAUUCACUCAUUCAUCUGAUCUGAUACGUCACCAGAAGGUUCACACUGGGGAGAGGCCAUUCACCUGCUCAGAGUGUGGGAAGGGAUUCACUCGGUCAUCCCAUCUCCUGGCACACCAGAAACUUCACACUGGGGAGAGGCCAUUCACCUGUUCAGACUGUGGGAAGGGAUUCACUGAAUCGUCUCACCUGCACGCACACCAGCGGGUUCACACAGGAGAAAAACCAUUCACCUGUUCCGUGUGUGGGAAGGGAUUCACGCACUCAUCUCAAGUGAGGAGACACCAGCGAGUUCACUCUGGGGAGAAGCCGUUCACCUGCUCAGACUGUGGGAAGGCAUUUACCCAGUCAUCUCACUUGCAAGUACACAGACGUGUUCACAGUGGAGAGAGACCAUAUAUCUGCUCUGUUUGUGGGAAGCGAUGUUCUCAAUCAUCUGACCUGACGAGGCACAAGCGAAUUCACACGGGAGAGAGGCCAUUCACCUGCUCUGAAUGUGGGAAGGGAUUCACUCGGUCAUCUAACCUACUAGUACACCAGGCAGUUCACACUGGGGAGAGGCCGUUCACCUGCUCAGUGUGUGGGAAGGGAUUCGCUCACUCGUCCUAUCUGAUAAGUCACCAGCGAGUUCACACCAGAGAGAGGUCGUUCACCUGCUUAGAAUGUGGGAAGGGAUUCACUCGGUCGUCUAAUCUACUGGCACACCAGCGAGUUCACACUGGGGAGAGGCCGUUCACCUGUUCAGACUGUGGGAAGGGAUUCACUGAAUCAUCACACCUGCACGCACAUCAGCAAGUUCACACAGAAAAAAAACCGUUCACCUGCUCAGACUGUGGGGAUGCAUUCGAUCAGUCAUCUCAACUGCAAGCACACCGGCGAGUUCACGACAGGGAGGGACUGUUCACCUGCUCAGAAUCUGGGAAGACGUUCACUCGGUCCUCUCAUCUUUUAUCAGAGUCGGUGGUUCACAGUGUCGAGAGACCGUUCACCUGCUCAGUGUGCGGGAAGGGAUUCACUCGGUCAUCCCAUCUCCUGGCACACCAGAAACUUCACACUGGGGAGAGGCCAUUCACCUGUUCAGACUGUGGGAAGGGAUUCACUGAAUCGUCUCACCUGCACGCACACCAGCGGGUUCACACAGGAGAAAAACCAUUCACCUGUUCCGUGUGUGGGAAGGGAUUCACGCACUCAUCUCAAGUGAGGAGACACCAGCGAGUUCACUCUGGGGAGAAGCCGUUCACCUGCUCAGACUGUGGGAAGGCAUUUACCCAGUCAUCUCACUUGCAAGUACACAGACGUGUUCACAGUGGAGAGAGACCAUAUAUCUGCUCUGUUUGUGGGAAGCGAUGUUCUCAAUCAUCUGACCUGACGAGGCACAAGCGAAUUCACACGGGAGAGAGGCCAUUCACCUGCUCUGAAUGUGGGAAGGGAUUCACUCGGUCAUCUAACCUACUAGCGCACCAGGCACUUCACACUGGGGAGAGGCCGUUCAUAUGCUCAGUGUGUGGGAAGGGAUUCGCUCACUCGUCCUAUCUGUUAAGUCACCAGCGGGUUCACACUGGAGAGAAGCCGUUCACCUGCUUAGAAUGCGGGAAGGGAUUCACUCGGUCGUCUAAUCUACUGGCACACCAGAGAGUUCACACUGGCGAGAAGCCAUUCACCUGAUAAAUUGUGGGAAGUGAUUUACUGAACAGUCACAUUUGAACACACACCAGUGAGGUCACACAGGAGAGAAACCAUUCACCUGUUCUUUGUCUGGGGAGGGUUUCACUCAUUCAUUCAGAAGUGUUAAGACACAAACGACUUCACUCUGGGGAGAAGCCAUUCACCUGCCCCAUCUGUGGGAAGGGAUUCAUCCAAUCAGCUGAACUGCUGAAACACCAGCGGGUUCACAGUGGGGAAGCCCGUUCACCUGUUGUGAAUGUGAGAAGGGAUUCACGCAGUUACACCACAUUGUGAAGUAUUCAGAGGGUUUACACUGAGAGGCUGCAUCCCUGGCCUGUGUGAGUAAAGAGAUUUACUCGUUCAUCCUACCUGCUGAUUGUGGGGUGGCAUGUACGACAUCUUCUCACCUGUAGACACCAUCAUGCUCACAGUGGCCAGGGACCACUCGUCUGCUCUGUGUGGCCGGGGUUCACUCGCUCAGCCCACAGGCAGAAACACCAGUUGGUUCACAGUGGGAAGAGGGCAUUCACCUGUUGUGUGUGUGGGAGGGAUAUACUCUGUCAUCCAGCCUGAAGAUACGUCUGCGAGUUCCCAUUGCAGAGUGACUGUACACCUGAUCGGACUCUGGGUACCGAUUCCUUGAGAUCUCCAACCUCAGGACACGUAAGUGAGUUCACACUGGAGAGGGGUUAUCCGUCUGGUCUCUGUGUGGGAAAGAAUUCAUUCAGUUGUUUCAGCCUCUAAGCACCAGCAAGUUGGCACAAGGGAGUAGCUGUUCACCUGUUCUGAGUGUGGGAAGGGUUUAGUUGAGUUAACCCACCUUGUGAGGCUCCAUUAAGUUCACAAUAAGGUGAGGCCACACUUCUGUCCUGAAUGAGCAAAGAAAUUUGCUCAGUUGUCCCUCCUGAUGAGACUCCAGCAACUUCACAUAAGGAGAAGGUUCAAAUAAGCUGUCUGUUGUGUUUGUAUUUUUAGGUAUCACGGCAGCUGGAUCUAGUUUCAAGCUCCUGAAUGUUUCUUGAAGUCAGAUUCUGUUGUUUUGGCAGCUGCUGAUCACACCCAGGACUGAACUGAGCAUUGGAGGGGUUUGUUCUGCUGCUGUCAGCAGUAAAAGAGACUGGUGUUUAACGUUGUAGAUCUGUGACAAAUAAAUCAGUUGCAUUUCAAAUUGUCGUGGAAACACUAACUAAAAACAUUCAGUGACCUUGAGUUGUGUUUUAAGAAUUUAUUAACAUGAUAUCGUGGGGAGCCUGCAGCAGUCUCCACCACCACAGGAACUCUGAAUUUUAGUUAUAUAGAGCUCAUAUUAUACAGCAACUUCACAUAGCUUUGGCAUCCCACGGUCAGCACCUGAUCAAUCGCUUAAAAGACAUGUCGAUUAUCCCUAAGCGCGAGUCUAACAGUUCUUCCUGCUUCCUGUUAUCAGUACUCAUAAUUUACCCCAAGACGCAUCCUCCCUUCUGGUUCCAGAGGCCUAGUAUCUUACUAUUUCCUGGUUCCUGGUAGUGCGCUUAUCAUCCAAGGUUAUUCUUGACACACAUCAGCAGUCUUAAGCCCAGCUACUCCAGAGUGGUCAAGUAUCCAAUCACACACUAGUUUUAACUCUUUCUACUACAAAUCCCUCCUUGUUGAUCUUUCAGAUUCGUACUCCCUUCUUUCUGAAAAGGGCUCAUAACCCACUGGGUAAGGGCGCAUCUUUAAACAUUCCUCUUCAUCAUAACUGUCCUCUUCUUCCCCGUCUCCCGUGAUGUGAAGUUGCACAGACCCAGCGAAUGCAUAGUUGUAUGACACAAUGAACUACCAUCGCUAAGCAGACCAGGGCAAUGAGACCGUAAAAGGGGGGCUGUAACAGGGAAAAUAUUGCUUCUAACACUGAUUUACACCACCUAAGUAAAUCCCGGCCUUCUGGAGGGGCUUGAGAGUUCGGUUUAUGUAUUUCAUCUCACGGAUGGGUCAUAUUUUCUGAAGCAUCGAGUAUAGGUGCAACAUUCUUUCCCGACUAAAGCACAGACCCCUCAUUCCCUGGCUAAUACAUAGUCUCGGGCCAUCCUGUUCUGUAAGGUCACCAGUGGAAGAUUUUGCAUUUCCUGGUUCAGAAUGGCAAAACCCUCUAUAGGCUUAUUGGCCAGCUGUUCUAGUUCUAAACCUAUAUUGUCUAUUGUAUGGUAUGGGCAUUAUUUACUGCACCCCAGCAAGGGAGCAAUCCUGCCAAAAUCUUUAUUCCCCGCAGAAAUCUGAAAAGCACAUCUAGUUUGUGAGUGUAGGUGGUCUGCAUGAGAAACAUUGAGUGGUGGGACUAUAGUUGUAACAGAGGCAGACAAUUUUCCCAAAUAGCAGCAGCCAGCCCAUUACCUAGGGAGCCACGGAUAUGCCCUAGACCCACAAAUCCAGCUUACCCCGGGCACCCCAUAUGUUCCCAUUGCCGUCCAUAUACCAUACAGGUGGUGAACCGUAACUUUGGUCUAAUUUUUACUUGUCCAGUACUCUCUGCUGGUCACAUUGUCGGGUUGAUCGGGUCACUGCAUUAGAGGUGCAACGGACGUAUCACACAAGGAAAAUCCUGACUAGUUGUUCUUACAACGGACUGCAGCCAGAGCUACGCGUGGUUUGGCACAGUGGUGGUGUUGAAGCUAUUAUCUAAAGCCCAAGCUUGGAGACAACAGGGGAGCUCAGUGCUGUGAAGUUAGUGGUGGCACUGCCCCAUAACUUAACACUAUUCAAGACCAGAUACUGUACGGAGUCGAGACAAUUUCGAGCAAACUCGCUUCCUGAAAUGGUUUCAGCCUGUAAUCCUACCAAUAUACAUAGCAAACAUUCUUUUCUAACCGGCAGGAGUUUAAGAUAUGCAGGACUCCGCAGAAUGGGGAACUGCCAUGCAAGCAUAGUAGUUUGUUAAAUUUGCACGGUAGGCCGUAUAAUUAGCAAACUGCCACCACGUAUUGUAUAAGUGUGGGUGACCCUGUCCUUCCUUCAUAUUCUCCAAAAUUCUUCUCCACUUGCCUAUUUCUUUGUAUUUGCCCUCUGGCACUGUUAGGUACUUAAUCAAUCCUACCCCCCAAUAUGAUUAUUACCACUACUUCCUUCAUGUUAUUCCUCUAGCUUUCUUUUUUAAUCUUUUUAUUAGUUUUCAAGUUCAUAAACAUAACAACAAUAGUGAUAAAGAGAGAUUGGAACUACAUUAUUGGUAAUAAAAAUAUACAAGAGAAACUACAAAUAGUACAAGUGUAACAGACUUCCAAACUCUUAAUAUAAUUAAUCAUGAAGAAAAAAAGAAAUAAAAAGGAUAUCACAAAGAAACCCCCCCAAAAAAACAAAAAAGCUAAGAAAAAAACUAAAUUACUAGACCCAAAAAAAACCCCCAAACAGAACAAAACAAGGCUGAACCAAUAUAUUAGAUCGAAUUCAUUCAUUAAUGUCGUCAACUCCGCUCUUCUAUUCAUAUAUUCUAAGUUAAUAAAAAGGAUUCAGAAAAGGUCAGACUACAUCAUAUGAAAAUGUUGAAUAAAUGGCUUCCAAGUCUCUUCAUAUUUAACUGAAGGAUCAAAAAUGACACGUUUUUUUUUCUAAAUUUAAUCAUGAUAUAGUUUGGGAAAACCAUUGAAAUGUAGUAGGAGGAUUGGUCUCUUUCCAAUUCAAUAAAAUGGAUCUUCUGGCCAUUAAUGUAACAAAUACGAUUAUCCGACAAGCUGAAGAGGAUAAAGAGCUAUGUUCCAUCAUUGGCAAACCGAAAAUUGCCGUAAUAGGAUGGGGUUGUAAAUCAAAAUGCAAAACUUGCAAUAAUAUCAAAAAUAUCUUUCCAAAAUUUUUCCAAGAGAGGGCAGGACCAGAACAUACAAGUCAAAGAAGCCACCUCAGAGUGACAUCUGUCACAAGUAGGAUUUAUAUGGGAGUAAAAACGAGCCAGUUUAUCUUUAGACAUGUGGGCCCUAUGUACUACCUUAAUUUGUAUCAGCGUAUGUUUAGCACAUAUAGAGGAAGAGCUAACUAAUUUUAAAAAAAAUUCUCCCAUUUCUGUAUAGGUAAGUGAAGUUGAAGUUCCCUUUCCCAUUCAUUUUUUAUUUUAUCAGAUAUAGCUGGCUGUAUUUUCAUAAUUAUAUCAUAAAUAGUUGCUAUUAAUCCCUUCUGAUAAGGAUUUAAACCUAAAAAUUUUUGCGUGAUAUCAGUUGAGUAUGAAAUCGGAAAGGUAGGCAGCGUGGUAUUUAAAAAGUUUCUUAUUUGUAAAUAUCUAAAAAAAAAUGGGAUCUGGGCAAGUUAUAUUUAGCAGACAACUGUUCAAAAGACAUGAAACAGUUAUUCAAAAAUAAGUCAUGGAAACAUGUUCUACCCUUCAUUUCCAUAUCAGAAAGGCUUGAUCCAUUACAGAGGGUUGGGAAAAAAUUAGAUAUAAUAGGGCUUGAUAAAAUAAAUUUGUUCAAACCAAAAAAUUUACAGAAUUGAAACCAUAUUCGUAAUGUGUGUUUAAUUAUUGGAUUAACCAAUUGUUUAUUCAAUUUAGAAAACACAAAGGGGAGUGAAGUUCCUAAAAUAGAAACCAAUGAAAACCCUUGUACAGAGUAACCUUCGAGGUUUCCCAAUGUGGACUUGGAAUUAUAUCCCAAUCUUGUGUCCAAAAUAUUAAAUAUUGAAUAUUAAUUGCCCAGUAAAAGAAUCUUAAAUUCGGCAAAGCUAAACCACCAUCUUUCUUGGACUUGUGUAAAUAUUUUUUACUUAACCUGGGAUUUUUAUUCUGCCAUAUAUAAGAGGAAAUUUUAGAAUCAAUAGUAUCAAAAAAAGAUUUAGGAAGAAAAAUUGGUACCAUUUGAAAUAGAUAUAAAAGUUUAGGUAGAAUAAUCAUCUUAAUAGCAUUGAUUCGGCCAAUCAGUGAUAGAGAAUGGGGACCAUUCAGUAAGCAAUUGUUUAACCUGACUAAUUAACGGUUAAAAAAAAAGAGCUUAAAUAAGUCCUUGUGUCUCUUAGCAAUUUUAACCCCCAAAUAAGUAAAAUAGUCAGUAAUCACUCUGAAUGGUGAUCAUCUAUAAAUGGGAGCCCGCAUAUUUAAUAGAAAAAAUUCACUCUUACUAAGAUUCAAUUUGUAACCAGAGAAACUACUAACCGAGCAAGCAGAGAUAAUACCGCCGGAAUGGGUUUCUCACGGUAAAUCAUCUGCAUAUAGUGAUAAUUUAUGUAUCUCAUUCCCACGGGUAAUGACAGUUCCAGGGCAAUAUCGAAUAAUAAUGGACUAAGAGGACAACCCUGCCUAGUACCACGAAAUAACUGAAAAAAGGGAGAUCGUUGAUUAUUGGUAAAUACCGAAGCCGAAGGAAUAAGGUAUAUCAAUUUAAUCCAAGAUAUAAAUAUCGGACUAAAAUUAAAUUUUUCAAGCGUAUUAAACAAAUAUGUCCAUUUGACUCUAUCAAAAGCUUUCUCAGCGUCCAAUGAAAUGACACAUUCUGGAGUUCUGGUGAAGGAGUAUAAACAAUAUUCAUUAAUCCCCUAAUAUUAAAGGAGGAGUAACAAUUUUUAAUAAACCCAGUCUGAUCAACAGAAAUAAUUUGAGGCAAUACAUUCUCCAGUCUUGUUGCCAAUAUUUUAGGAAAAAAUCUUAGAAUCCCCAUUUAGCAAAGGGAUAGGCCUAUAAGAUGCACAUUCAGUCGGAUCCUUAUCUUUUUUAAGAAUUAGGGAAAUAGAAGCUCGAUAAAAAGAUUGGGUUAAUUGACCUAUAAAUACUGCAUCCUUAAAGAUUCUACAUAGCCAAGGAGAAAGUACAGUAGAAAAGGAUUUUUAAAAUUCUACUGUAUAACCGUCUGGACCAGAUGCUUUACCUGAAUUCAUCGAGAAAAUAGCAUUCUUUAUUUCUUCUACCGUAAUAGGUACAUCUAGUUUUAAACGUUCAUUGUGUGGUAAUUUUGGAAUAUUCAAUUUCUUUAAAAAUUCGUACAUUUUAGUGGGGUCAUCAGGUAAUUCUGAUUGAUAUAAAGAAGUAUAAAAUUCUUGAAAGGAUUUGUUUAUCUUAUCAUGAUCAACUGUCAGAGUACCAUCUUUUUUAUGAAUCUUAACAAUCUGGCGUUUAACCGAAGCUGAUUUCAGUUGAGUAGCCAGUAGUUUCCCAGUUUUAUCACCAUGUACAUAAAAUUGGCUGUUUUAAUUAAUUUGUUUUGGGACUGGGACCUGCUUUAUUGCUUUUAUUUGAUCCCUUCCCAAACUUCGCCAACCUUUACUGAGCUGGAAUCCAAAGUUUCUUAUUUGUAAAUAUCUAAAAAAAAUGGGAUCUGGGCAAGUUAUAUUUAGCAGACAACUUCAAAAGACAUGAAACAGUUAUUCAAAAAUAAGUCAUGGAAACAGUCACUUGGCAAAGCUGCAUUUUCUCCACAGAUACCCUGUGCCCUCUUCCUGCCAUAUGUUCAGGGAGUGUUAAAGAACCUGUCAGAUAUUGUGGCCCUGUAGCAGAAGCUAUCAGGAUGUCACCUGCAUCCUGAAUCAGAGAGGAAUAUUCGGAUAGCUGGCAUUCGGCCAAAUUAUUUUUAACUGCUGCGACACACACUGCGGGGCUUUCGGUCUACCCCUGGGGCAGACGUAUCCACGUAUAUUGCUGGUUCUUAUAAGUAAAAGCAAAUAAAUACUGGCUAUCCUUGUGCAAAGGUAUGCAGAAGGAACGCCGAGCACAGAUCAACUACAGUAAAGGUGCUAGCUCCCGCAGGUACAGAAGUAUAAUGUUGGUGUCCGGCACCAGUGGAGCAAGAGGGAUGACGAUCUUAUUAAUGGCUCUUAGGUAAUGCACAAAACGCCAGUCAUUUCUCUGGCCCGUUUUUGAAAAGGUAAUAUAGGAGUGUUACACGGGCUUUGUGUCUUCACCAGCACCCCUUGCUGCAAUAAUGAGUCAAUACCUUCUUGGGCUUCUGUAGCUAUACUUCUGCUCCCAUUUCGUAUGUAAAACAGAAACAACCAACAAGCAAUAUAUUCAAUGUCAGCAGGUAUUGUGUGUGUUCAGUCAGUUUACCGAGUCCAAUGUCGCCACAUCCCUGCUCCUCAUCAUAUGGUCCGGCCCUCACUGUCUAGAGCCCCAAACUCUGACCUCUGCUGACCCGUCUCUGGUUUCCUGCCCCUGCUCCAUUGAACACCCAACUAAUGGUUCCCCACUUCCCUCUUGAAGUUCAGAGGACGGUGGUGCAUUCUAACAACCCUGCUGUGUAAGACACAGCCCUGCGGAAGCAGUGAGAAUGACCCACGACAUUGAGAUGAGCCAGGAGUAAGGAGGUUAACAACCAAUGUCAUUCUCCCUCAGUCCAGAGAUUGAAGGGACAAAGAACACAGGAGACAACCGCAGUGAGCUCGUUCUUCUUAAGUCGGCAGAAAGUCAUGCAGGGAAUUCCAGGGAAACUUCCUCAGACGUAGCGUAAGUGACCAUUUGGAACCCAUCACCACAGGCAGAGUGAGAGGUGAACAGCAGGGAUGGAGUUAAAAGGGCUGUCGUAGAACAGACACACUGUCAGACCAGCUGGGCUGAAUUCACUCCCCACUGUACACUGUGUAUGCUGUAGAUUCACUGAGCA